GAGAAGGUGGUGGUGAGCCACUGCCUAGAACAGCUGCAGUCCUUGUGGUAUAGGUAUUCUUGAGUGGAGAGUUCCAGAAUUUUGACUCAGCAACGUCUGGCUUUAAAUUGAAAGGAAGUUGAUUGAUGAAGCAGCUGAAGAUGGUUGAGUUGGGCCUAGGACAGUACCCCAAGGAACUGUGAUUUCCUGAGCCUGAGAUGAUUGACUUCCAACAACCACAAUCAUCUUCCUCUGUUCUAGGUUAUUAAAGAAGAAAUGAUCAACCAAACUGUUAGCCGACUUUGUUACAGAAACAAGGUGAUCCUGGCCCCCAUGGUGCGUGUUGGUACUUUACCAAUGAGAUUACUGGCACUAGACUAUGGAGCGGAUAUUGUAUACUGUGAGGAAUUGAUUGACUUGAAGAUGAUACAGUGCAAGAGAGUCGUGAAUGAGGUGCUGGACACCGUAGAUUAUGUUGCAACUGAUGAGCGAGUCAUUUUUAGGACGUGUGAAAGAGAAAAGAAUCAUGUUGUCUUCCAAAUGGGCACAGCUGAUGCUCAGAGAGCUCUGACAGUUGCACGGCUUGUAGAAAAUGAUGUAGCUGGAAUAGAUGUGAACAUGGGCUGUCCAAAAGAAUAUUCUACCAAGGGUGGCAUGGGAGUAGCACUGUUGUCCAACCCUGACAAAAUUGAAGCAAUCCUUUCCACCCUGGUCAAAGGAAUUUCAAAGCCAGUGACCUGCAAAAUUCGAAUUUUACCAUCACUGGAAGACACCAUUAACCUUGUAAAACGCAUCGAAAGAACAGGAGUUGCAGCCGUGGCAGUGCACGGGAGGAGAAAAGAGGAAAGGCCGCAACAUCCUGUGCACUGUGAUGUAAUUAAAGCAAUCUCUGAAGCUGUGUCUAUCCCAGUAAUAGCGAAUGGAGGAUCUCAGGAGAUUAUCAAAGAACAUGCAGGCAUUGAAGAAUUUCGCCAGGUAACAGAUGCUUCUUCAGUAAUGGUGGCCCGCGCAGCCAUGUGGAAUCCUUCCAUCUUCAGAAAAGAAGGACUGUUACCAGCAGACACUGUUUUAAAGGAAUAUCUCACAUACGCAAUUAGAUAUGACAGCCAUUACUCAAAUACUAAAUACUGUCUAUGCCAAAUGUUGAGAGAGAAACUGGAAUCUGCUCAAGGCAAAAAAUUGCAUGCUGCGCAAUCGAAUGAAGAGAUCUGUGAGGCUUUUGAAAUGAAUGAGUAUUAUAAAGAAGUUGCGGCUUGCUUGGAAGCAAAGAGGGAAAAGUUGAAAGCAAAAUCUCAAGAGAAAUCGGAACAAGAAUCUGGGGACAAUGGAUCUCCUGAUGCCAUACAAAUGGCAGUCAGGUUUAACAAGCGUGACUACCCACCUCAAAUUACCCCCAAAAUGAUAUUACUUGAGUGGUGUCGGAAACAGAAGCUUCCUCAACCAGUGUAUCUGACAGUACAAAGGCCUUCGGACAGAUUAUUUAAUUCAGUUGUGACAGUAGCAGACAAAAACUACAGCUCCUCCUGUUGGGAUAAAACAAAGAAGGUGGUGGAACAGUCCACAGCUAUUGUGUGCCUGCGAUCUCUUGGACUCCCUGAGGGCAAAUUGUGUGAGGGAGAAAAUUCACUGAAGCACAAGCGAAAAAGAGAUGAGGAAAUCUCCAACGACACAGAAACUACCAGUAGCACCUCUCUGGACACAAAUAAAAAAAGACAGUCCAUCACUGAUGAAAAUAUAACAACUGACAUCCUGCUGUAAUGCGACAAAUUGGAAUUUUAUGAAGUGGCAUGUGCAACACGAGGUUUUUUAUAUAUACAUUUAACCAGCCAAUACUCCCUCUUUGUCUCUCUUGUGGCCAAUCUUCCAUGAACUUCAUUGGAUUUUGCUGAAAUGUUGUUUUAAUAUGGUGGCCACAUGCCUCAGGAGGAAGGGAGAUCCUGGUCUGCUACAGAAAUUGCAGCGAGGACUGAAGUGUUUGUUUUCUUUCCCUAUUGGUUCCUGCCUUACACAAAUACCUGCACAGUUUUCAACCCAUUAACUACACGAAGGCAUGCAAUUUAAUACCCUUUAGCUACGGCAUCAUUUCUGCACAGGCCAUUCUGUGGCUUCACUUACACCUAGAAAUAUUUAUUUAACAUAUAAUCUUUUAGCUGCCAUGUCAAUAACGGAUUUUUUUCCCAUAUGUCGUACCUUCCCCCGCUACUGCAAUGUAUUUUCUUUGUGUUUGGGGUGACGUUCUUCUCCUGUAUAAACAAUGUGUGAAUGCGCCAACAAUGUACUGAGACAAACACUCUCCUUACUGUGUUUUUAUGCAUAUAUAUAUAUAGGCAGAAGGUGGUUCAAGAUGCUCGUGUAUCAUCAUUUAUGUUUUAUUCCUUUUGUUUAAUGUGCCUUCUCCAUCUCAUUAUUAUUCUUCUUUUUCUGAUAAUAUCCUAUUUUCACUUCCCUUCUCUCCCUGAGUUUCCAUUUAGUUGCUCUCUGCCUCUCUGCAGUUUGAUUGAGCUGCCAUCCCUGCCCCUCCCCACCCCUUGUUACUAAGGCAUAGCUUUGCCAUGUCUAAAGGCUUCUCCCCCCUGUGAUGAGAAUUUCUUUAUGCCAAUUCUUUAUUUAUUAUUUGAAUACUUGUUAUAGGUUGAACACAGCAUGCCUGUCUACAAAUGUGCUAUCAUAUUGGAAUUCCAGCCGUUGGCAUCAUUUUGUAGGUGACCAUAAGCAGUCUGAGAAUUCUUCCCAAAAACUGUAUUUUUUUAGUGAGAUCUGGUUUUGCAGUUUAGAGCUAUGCAUUGUGCUUCAGCAUAAAGCUUGUAAUUAAUGUGGCAUUGGGCAUAAAAUGGCAGCAUAGCUGCUGGGUUCUCUUUACAUUGGAGAAGAAUGCACACUGUACCCACGAUAGGUCAAAAGACUUCCACUUCUCAUGAUUGUCUUUUCAUCAAUCCUUUCAAAGGCACUCGAGGGUUAAUUUUGCAAUCCUGUGCUCCUAGUGGGAAACUCUGCUUGAAGGAGGUACAGCUCAGAGUUGUCACUAAAAUACUGGCUCACUGACUCAGUAGCCUGUGAACAUGAGUUCCCCAUGAGUUGUAGGAACAUGGAAUUUGGUCCGGUAUCUCUGGAGCUGUCUGUAACUGAAAAAACUGGAGCGCUUUGAAUUGAUUGAUGAUUCCUUUCAUGUUGAAAAUGUGCUAAGAGCUUCUUGUUCCUAAUCAUGUUGGUGCAUGAAUGAUUAGACUUUCUACCAACAUUGAAGAUAUUAAUGGUCAAUUCUAAUUCACUGAAAUCGGUGGUAACAGGAUAAUGGUGGUUUCAGAAUGGGUUCAGUAGACUUAGACAGCUGGUAACCAUAAUGAUCAACCUGCUUCCACUUUCACAAAAGCCUACUACAGGACGACUAGAGAAGCCUGCCUAUUUCUGGUGGGAAGCUCCUUUUAAGAUACAAACCAUUGUUAGCAAUGGCACUGGCAAGUUGAGGUGGCACGGGGUCCUGUGUUAUUUUGAUGCAAUCUUAAUUGAAAUAUCUCAGUUAAAAUAUAUACUGGAAGAGCAUAAUGCCUUUUUUCAAAUCAUUAGUAUCCAAGUAAACUGUUAAAUAAAAGCAACUGUUAAUUCUUCAUUGAAAAACAAAUAUUAAAUAUAUACUGUAAUAUAUACUGUUUAACUCCCUGUGAAGGGAACUUGACCUCCAUGUCAAGUAGGAUAUUGGCAUAGUCCUGUGAAGGGGCAGAGGGGAGACCCAUUGAGAAUAUGCACCUUUAAGAAACUUGUCCCUUGUGCAAUCAGAAUUCAACUCUUUCGUUUUUCUUGACUAUAAGCUUUACUAUCAGGACUCCAAGUCACAGCCAAGAAGACUGAAUUGUAGCAGAGUACACCAUGUCAGCUUGGUAUAUUAAAAGUAAUCAGUUAUCUUUGGCAAAAUCCCACCAAACACUAACUGCCCCAAUAAACUGUGUGUGGAACUGCACCAAUCCCCACAGGGUCUGUCUCAUGAGAAAAAUGGCAAAUUAAUCACAAUGGAAAUUGAGGCUAUCUAAACCAUGCGAUCAAUGACAGCAAUCAUAACUACCCCCACCCUUGGAGCUUGAGUGGACAAUUUCUGAAGCUGCAAUGAAGGUGGGUAGCAGGUAAUAGACUGACAAGAGAAAGCGCUAUACCUAAAUAGUUGCAGUAAUGAUGCAGAGGUGUGAUGUUCUUCUGGCAGCAGGUUAAAGCCAGUCUGUGUAGUGAUCAAUAAUACUCCAGCACUCUCAGCUCUUAGGUACUCACAGUCUAGAGUGGUAAGAGGGGUGGAAACCCCUGUCUAUUUUUUUCCAUGUUAUCCUCACAUAUUGGAUGGUAUUUGUAAUACAAUAAAUGCAUGAUUAAGUACAGGGUGUAAUUAAUUUGCAUUCUGUGCCAGUGGCUUUGCCCAUUAGUGUAUUUGCAUCUGUUAGGGGCUCUAAACAUAUUGUAAAUGUGUAUUAUACAUUCUAUCAAAUCACUAUAAAAUCUUAGAAAAUAAACAA
Messenger RNA from Carcharodon carcharias (great white shark), 4475 nucleotides. RefSeq names its product dihydrouridine synthase 2 (gene dus2). The record is from RefSeq and is a predicted model, not a curated record. Gene Ontology annotation, molecular function: tRNA binding; tRNA dihydrouridine synthase activity. Bases 256 to 1737 code for a protein of 493 amino acids. Gene Ontology annotation, cellular component: cytoplasm. Lineage: Eukaryota; Metazoa; Chordata; Chondrichthyes; Lamniformes; Lamnidae. The transcript has 16 exons. Gene Ontology annotation, biological process: tRNA dihydrouridine synthesis.